AGGAGCAGCAGGAGGAGGAAGAGGGGAGGAGGAGGAGGAGGAGCAGAGCGGCCGAGGUCCGUGUGGGGAGGAUGUCGGCGUCGGGGGUCCCGGGCUGGUCCCGGCAGAAGGUGGAGGCGGAGCUGGAGCGCUGCCGGGCCCGCUGCCACUGGGGCCCCGUGCCCACCCUCGUCCUCCAGCUGCAGACCCUCGCCUUCGCCGCCCCCGCCGCCGGACACACCGAUGACUUUGGGAAGCUGCUGCUGGCGGAGGCCCUCCUGGAGCAGAGCCUGAAAGAGAACAUCGCCCAAAUCAAAGACGCCGUCCCCCUCCUGGAGAAGAGCGAGUCGAAAUUGGGCGAAGCCAAGAAGUACCUGACGGGGAUCCUCACCAGGGGACGGCUGCCGCCCAAGUACACGCGCGAGGCCAUGCUGAUCCUGGGGAAGCUGCACUUCGCCGAGGGCUCCUACCGGGAGGCGGUCAGCAUGUACGCCCGCGCGGGCAUCGACGCCAUGACCGUGGAGAACAAGCCCCUGUACCAGCUGCGCCUGGUGGCGGAAGCCUUCGUCAUCAAAGGCCUGUCCCUGGAGCGCUCACCCAACUCCAUCGCCUCCCACACGCGGCUCACGGAGCGGCAGGAGGAGGUGACGGCCUGCUUCGAGAGGGCGUCCUGGAUCGCCCACGUCUACCUGCAGGAGCUGGAGAAGGCGGCAAACGGCACCAACGCCAGGCACGUGAAGGGCAGCAGCGGUGGCGCCGCUCCGGACUUUGAGCUCACCUUCUUCCUGGAAGCCGCGCUGCAGAGCGCCUACGUGGCCAACCUGAAGAAGGGGAACAUCGUGAAGGGCCUGAGGGAGCUGAGAGAAGUCCUGCGGACCGUGGAAACCAAAGCCACCCAGAACUUCAAAAUGACGGCGGCCAAGCAGUUGGCGGGCGUCCUCCUGCACUCCCUGAGCGAGGACUGCUACUGGAGCCCCCUGUCGCUCCCGCUGCCCGACUUCGUCACCAAAGAGGAGACUGGCUUCGUCACCCAAGCGCUCCGCAAGCCCCACCUCUACACCGGAGACAACCUCUACUGCCCCCAGGACAACAUCGAAGAGGCCCUGCUGCUUCUCCUCAUCAGCGAGUCCAUGGCCAACCGAGACGCGGUGUUGAGCCGAGCGCCGGACCAGAAGGAGGACCGUGCUGUGAGCCUGCGGGACGCCUCGGCCGUCUACGACCUCCUGAGCAUCACGCUGGGCCGGAGAGGGCAGUACGUCAUGCUGUCAGAGUGCCUGGAGCGAGCCAUGAAGUUUGCGUGUGAGGAGUUUCACCUCUGGUACCAGCUGGCCCUCUCCAUGGUGGCCUGUGGCAAGUGCGCCUACGCCGUGUCCAUCCUGCGGGAGUGCGCCAAGCUGCGCCCCGAAGACCCCACGGUUCCCCUCCUGGCGGCCAAGGUCUGCAUCGAGCCGCUGCACUGGCUGGAGGAGGCCGAGCGCUUUGCCCAGACGGUGGUGGACAUGGGCGAUGCCGCCGGGGAGUUCCUCGCCAAGGGCUACCUGGCCCUGGGCCUCACCUACAGCCUGCAGGCCACCGACGCCACGCUCAAGGGGACGCAGGACCAACUGCACAAGAAAGCCCUCGAGACGCUGGAGAGAGCCCGGCAGUUGGCCCCCGAGGACCACCAAGUCAUCCUCUACAUGUCUCUGCAGCUGGCUCUCGUCAGACAGAUUCCCGAAGCCACGGAGUGCCUGCAGCAGGCCCUCAAAGUCUGCAGAGAUGACGCCAACUCCCUCCACCUCCUCGCCCUCCUGUUUUCGGCCCAGAAGCACUACCAGCACGCCUUGGACAUCAUCGACAUGGCCAUCGGCGAGUACCCUGAGAAUUUCAGCCUGCUGUUCACCAAGGUGAAGCUGGAGCAGGUGGUCUGCGGCCCGGAAGAAGCCCUCGUCACCUGCCGUCACCUGCUGCGCACCUGGCAGGCCCUGCAUGGAGUCUCCCAGCUCGGCGACUCGGAGAAGGAGAGCAGCGUGGCGGAGGGCCCGCUGGUGAGGAAGCCCAGCGGGCUGCACCUGACCCUCCCCGAUGCCCACGACACCGACUCUGGCUCCCAGCGGGCAUCGUCCAUCGCCGCGUCCCGGCUGGAGCAGGCCAUGUCUGAGGUGACCAUGCGCAACUCCACGCUGAAGCAGGGGCCCGUGCAGUUGUGGACCACGCUGGAGCGGAUCUGGCUCCAGGCCGCGGAGCUGUUCAUGGCCCAGCGGCACCUCAAGGAAGCCGCCUCCUGCGUCCAGGAGGCGUCCAGCCUCUUCCCCACGUCGCACACCGUCCUGCACACGCGCGGGAAGCUGGCCGAGAUGAGGGGCCGCCUGGAAGAGGCCAAACAGCUGUACGACGAGGCGCUCACCAUCAACCCGGACGGCCAAGAGAUCAUGUCCAGCCUGGGGCUGAUCCUGAGCAGGCUGGGCCGGCAGUGCCUGGCGCAGAAGGUGCUGCGCGACGCCACCCGGGUGUGCAGCACCAGCCACGAGGCGUGGAACAGCCUGGGCCAGGUGCUGCAGGGCCAGGGCCACAGCCAGGCGGCCGCCGAGUGCUUCCUCACCGCCCUGGACCUCGAGGCCAGCAGCCCCGUCGUCCCCUUCACCACCAUCCCCCGCGAGCUCUGACCGCACCCCGUCCUCCCCCACCGCUUCGGAAACACAGCCCCGCGCUCCCUGCGA
Ornithorhynchus anatinus (platypus) is the source of this 2678-nucleotide messenger RNA. It is a transcript of the gene TTC7A, whose product is annotated as tetratricopeptide repeat domain 7A. Gene Ontology annotation, molecular function: protein binding. Gene Ontology annotation, cellular component: plasma membrane. NCBI's taxonomy places the organism in Eukaryota, Metazoa, Chordata, Mammalia, Monotremata, Ornithorhynchidae. The transcript has 20 exons. Gene Ontology annotation, biological process: phosphatidylinositol phosphate biosynthetic process; protein localization to plasma membrane. The record is from RefSeq and is a predicted model, not a curated record. The coding region runs from base 72 to 2624 and encodes 850 amino acids.